AUGCAGCAAAAAUCGGAAGUGGAGGCGGUUACGCAACAGCAGUCGUUAGCAGUAGUGAAAAAUAUGAUUCGUACCUCCAUAAGUGAAAUCUGUUAUUUGCGAAAUCUAUUCGACGAAGACUGCUUCUGUAAGAAGAACUACGCAGGAAUCAUGAUCAAUGCGCUCCAUCCUAUGGACACCAAGGAGGGAAGCGAGCCUCACAUUCACAACUCGGAAGCCUGGCAGCUGACUCGCUGGCUCGAAGAGGGUGUUUUCGAUGCUCUCGAAAAGCGUUAUCUUCGCGGUCUGGUCUUCGCGAUCUACGACAAUCCCGAGAAUAAAUCCCAAUCCCGCCUCAUCGAAACGUAUUCCUACGCCUUCACCUAUCCAGACACGCAGCACAUCCAGCUGGAGGUGAAGCAGAACAACGAGCGCAGCGUCGUGAGCACCGACGGCGUGAAGAACCAAGCGGUGAUUCUUCUUCGCACGCUCAUCACGCUCUGCAGCACGCUCUCUCCUCUGCCUCGCGAGCGAUGGAUCACUCUCCAGCUCUACUACUACGACGACAUCACCCCUCCCGAUUACCAACCCGCCUAUUUCGAAGACACCGCCGACUCCUCGAUCCGACCGGGCGAUUCCUCCUUCAUAUCCGAUCCCUUCGUCAUCGAGGCGGGUCGUCUUCGCACCCCAUUCCACGCCAUGUGCAUGAAAGUGCGCGUCACCGAGUCCACGCUCCACCAGACCGAUCCUUCCUCCCAGCACACCGCAGUCGAGACGCAGGAGCCCGCGCAGACCGACGCCCAGACCGACGCGGUUCUUCGCUCCAUCCUCGCUCACGACUCCGUGGAUCCCGCUCUCCUCGCCUCCGAAUUCGAGCUCAAAAAACCCGAUCUCGACCGCGUCCUCGCCGAUCUCGGUCUGCUUCUCCCUCCCUCCUAA
This is a messenger RNA of Blastocystis hominis, 918 nucleotides long. RefSeq lists its product as hypothetical. The transcript has 7 exons. NCBI's taxonomy places the organism in Eukaryota, Bigyra, Opalinata, Blastocystidae. The record is from RefSeq and is a predicted model, not a curated record. Bases 1 to 918 code for a protein of 305 amino acids.